AUGGUUCUCACUCUGUUUGGUAACAGACUCUGCUUUAGGAAAGUCUCACAGUACAGUACUACUGACCUCCGCUUCCAGAGCCAUGCGGUGCUAGCCCUUCAGGAGGCUGCAGAGGCCUACCUAGUGGGUCUCUUCGAGGACACCAACCUGUGCGCCAUCCAUGCCAAGCGCGUGACCAUCAUGCCCGAGGACAUUCAGCUGGCUAGGAGGCUCCGUGGAGAGAGGGCUUAA
Molecule: messenger RNA, 231 nt
Organism: Triticum turgidum subsp. durum (durum wheat)
Lineage: Eukaryota; Viridiplantae; Streptophyta; Magnoliopsida; Poales; Poaceae
Source: the annotation of a GenBank genome assembly